AUUGUGAAAGCAGUGGAGAUGAACGCGGUGAUGUUGCUGAAUUAUUGAGGCGGCGCGGUUGUGAAGUAACGGAUAUCUGUCUCUCGGUGGGAAAGAGAGCGAAAAAACCGACAGAAAAGAAGGAAAUAUGAAGAUGGCAUGAAAGAAUCCUCCUGUGUGUUAGCGGCGCGAAGCAGUCAGGCUCUCUGGAGUACAGCGUGGGCGAGCGUGAAUAUUUCCAUCCUGCUCCUGCGUGGUGGAAUGAGUCAGGUUUUGAUCGGCGUCCUCGCUCUACUGAAGUUUCUUUAUACCAGAUGAGGAACAAUGCUGGCGAUGGACCAAGGUUUGGUGGAGGAAUGGCUGUCUGAGUUCAAGACGCUUCCUGAGACGGCCAUCUCCAGCUACGCUGCGUCUCUGAAGGAAAAGUCCUCUCUGGUCCCUGCUCUCUAUAAAGUUAUCCGAGAGAACUACAGCGAUCUCUUGGAGUCAGUAUGCCACCAGCUGUUUGAGUUCUACCGAAGUGGAGUGGCUGGUCUUCAGCGCUUCACCAUGCAGUUCCUGCCUGAGCUGGCGUGGAGUUACUUGUCAGUGAGCGCCGGACGGAACCCUCACCACAGCGGCUGCAUCGAGGCUCUUCUGCUCGGCAUCUACAACCUGGAAAUAGUUAAUAAAGAUGGUCAAAGCAAAGUGUUAUCCUUCACUGUCCCCUCCUUAUCCAAACCAUCAGUCUACCAUGAGCCUUCUGCCAUCGGCUCCAUGGCCCUAACCGAAGGAGCUCUAGCCAAUCACGCGCUCAGUCGAGUUGUUUACAGUGGACCGCACCUCCAGAGAGAGACGUUCACAGCGCAGAACAGGUUUGAAGUGCUGACGUUCCUGCUGCUUUGCUACAACGAGGCUCUGAGCUACAUGAACAGUUCUUCCCUCAAGUCUCUGUGUCAGCUCAGCUCCAGAGUGUGUAUCUGUGGCUAUCCUCGGCAGCAGGUUCGGAGGUAUAAAGGCAUCAACAGCAGGAUGAUCGUGACCUCAGAGUUCCUGGUCCAGUUGAUCACUGGCAUUCACUUUGCUCUGUAUAACGGAGAGCCUGAUUUGGGCUCCAAAGCUUUGGAUGACGUUCUGUAUCGAGCUCAGUUGGAGCUUUACCCAGAAGUCUUGCUGGUGGGAAACGCCAUCAAGUCGUCACUCAGUGGUGCUGCUCUGAAAUCCAAUAAGGAAGGUACUCGGUCCAUCCAGGUAGAGAUCACCCCUACUUACUCACGAAUCUCCAGAAACGCUGUCACCAGUCUGUCUAUCCGCGGCCACCGCUGGAAACGGCACGACGCAGUGGACCUGGGUUCCCCGGAAGAGCUGAUGGAGAUCUCCGAGGUGGACGAGGGCAUCUGCACACAAGCUGCCAUGAAGGAUGGCAGCCCCCCGAUCAUCGUAGUGAGCAGCACCAACGUCACGCCGAACAUCGGAAAAACAGCCGGCAAGGGCCUGCGGCGCCUAACGGGCAGCAAAUCCAGCAAAGACAAGGAGAGAGAGAAAGAGGGGGAGGUCUCAAACAAGCAGUCGUGCGGCCGGGCCAUGAGCGAGAACUUGGAGCUGCUCUCGCUCAAGCGCCUGACGCUCACCUCCAGCCAAUCAGUGCCUAAAGGAGGUGCGCUAAGCCUCUCGCGUACAGCCAGCGCCGCCUUCUCUCGCUCCUUCGAGCAGGUCAGCAAUGCCUUGGGCGUGACCAACCGAGCGUCAAGCCCCGCCUCAAAUCACAGCCCCAAGGAGAACAGGCACUCGGCAUGCAGCCUGCAAGAGGAAACCUACGUAGAGCACCUGAGCCCGGCAAACAUCAGCCUGCAGCUCGGCCCCAACGCGUGACCAUGGUGAUGACCCGCUCUCAGACCUGCCGAAUUUUGAGCCAUACUUUCCACUGGUGUCCUAAAAGUACUCGCUGGUUCUUUCUUUGAGGACUCAAGAGACCACUCCUGCCCUCUGGUGGCAAAGUAAAACUGUUGCACCUUAAAGAAACUUUUUUUUUUUUUUUUCGAUUUUGUGGCAUGUCUUCAUUGAAGCUGUGUUUGAAAGUGUGUGUUUAAAAUAAAUCCACUUUUCCCCAUUUGUACAUUAAACUUGAUACUGUGGAUCAUAUGUAAAAGUCUGAGAUAUUUUUGAUGCUGUAGUGUUUUGUCUUUGGGGAGUGUUUAUGAACAAGUAGCUUUUCAUCCAAACAAGGUAUUGAAUAUGUAUGCAAAGGAUCAUUCCUUUGCUUUUAAAGUGUGUGCGUGUGUGUGUGGCUGGUAGGUCUUAAAGUAAAUUUGGGGUACAUUUUCACUGCCUUCCCUUAUGUACUGGGCUUUAAAGAAAGCCAGCAGUAUUAAACGUACACUCCUGACACUGGCAAUAUGUUUUUUUUUUGUUUUUUUUUUCUUUUCCCCCAAAAAAAGAGAGAAUUUAAGACAAAAUGUAGUAUUUGUUUACAUGUUACAACUUCUUCAUGUUGUAUUUCUGAAGCAAUAGCAUUAUUUGGCAACAGAACCUGCCCUUUUUUAUUGACAUUGAUAUUUUUUGUACAUAUUUUAAGCAGUGCUAUUGCACCGAAGCAGAAUUCAGUAUUAAAAAGACUUGAAGAUUGAAGAGUUUAUGGGACAGCCAAACCUUUUUCUUUUUUUUUUUUUAAAUCCUUUUCUCAUCCUGUUCAAGUGUGGUCUUUUCUCCUUUGGGUGAGUUUUGUCAUUAUUGAAAACGAGCUGUCGGAAUGUUUUUAACAAACAACUCUGGCACAACACUGUGGUAUUGUAAUUAAUUUGUCUGUCUAUUUUUGGAAAAAUAAAAGCCAUGAUUUGUUUUUUCUUUUCAGUUUUGAAAAGGUUUUACAAUAAAUAUCUGUUCUGAAACAUUA
Clarias gariepinus (North African catfish) is the source of this 2851-nucleotide messenger RNA. RefSeq names its product hyccin PI4KA lipid kinase complex subunit 1 (gene hycc1). NCBI's taxonomy places the organism in Eukaryota, Metazoa, Chordata, Actinopteri, Siluriformes, Clariidae. The transcript is spliced from 12 exons. The coding region runs from base 304 to 1830 and encodes 508 amino acids. The record is from RefSeq and is a predicted model, not a curated record. Gene Ontology annotation, cellular component: plasma membrane. Gene Ontology annotation, biological process: phosphatidylinositol phosphate biosynthetic process; protein localization to plasma membrane.